Messenger RNA from Mucor velutinosus, 342 nucleotides. RefSeq lists its product as uncharacterized. Lineage: Eukaryota; Fungi; Mucoromycota; Mucoromycetes; Mucorales; Mucoraceae. Bases 1 to 342 code for a protein of 113 amino acids. The transcript has a single exon. The record is from RefSeq and is a predicted model, not a curated record.
AUGAGCAAAGACGUCGUUUUACCUUCAAUGAAACUGCUGGAUCAGGACGUUACAUUACCAACAUUUGCAUAUUCUGUCAUUGACCACUACCGUCAGACGAACAAGAAGGUGCGUGUGCAGAAUGCUCAAUGGCUAUUCUUCAAGGAUAAUCGCUGGGUUCCAUUAGACAUGAUCAAUCAUCAGAAAUUAGAAGAUACCAUCCUCUCUAAAGGUGUGUUUGUGGACAUCCGAGACAGCCAUUUCCCUCAAGUCUCAAAAGUGCGUGUGUUUCCAGAAUUGGAUUACCUUAGCUAUUUGGGCGUUCGAUACAAGAUCAGCAAAGUUUUAUUACCUGGCAUAUAG